CCAAGAAAACAAAAUGUCGGUGUGUUGUUGUGGUCAGGAAUUCGUAUCUCGUAUAGUCUAAUUCAAAGCAUAUUUAACAUUUGGUAAUAAAACAUUAAUAACCGUAUGAAACUAUAUCAGGUUUGAACAAUGUCCUCACUACAAAAAUCUAUCAUGAAGAGUAAAUUGCCGCCCCGUGUGCCCAGAUCAUCGGGGAUUGCAAAGUUAGCUCCGUUUGGAUCUUCUCGCCGUAAAGAUUACUCGCCUGUUUCAUGGAAGCAAUACUUCGAACGUUGCGUAGAUGUAGAAACAGAGGCGGGCACCUUCAGAGUAUACCUGUCGCCUGAACCUGACCAUCCAUCACGGCCGAGGAUAUUUACCUUACACGGUGGUGGAUACUCUGGUCUCAGCUGGUCUUUGUUUACUGAAGAGAUAACAAACAUGAUCCACUGUCAAGUAGUAUCAAUGGAUAUAAGAGGACAUGGUGAGACUAAAGUAAAGGAUCCCGAUGAUUUGAGUAUUGAAACAUUAGUCAGGGAUGUGGAACAAGUAAUACAAAAACUGUAUGAUGAAGAGCCGCCCCCUAUUAUACUGCUGGGUCACUCAAUGGGCGGGGCAAUAGCAGUGAGAGCCGCUCAUUCCCCUGUCAUUGAGCACUACAUACAUGGAAUUGCAGUUAUUGAUGUUGUUGAAGGCACAGCAAUGGAGUCUUUGGCCAGUAUGCAAGGUUUUCUGAGAGGCAGGCCGACACAUUUUAAGAGCAUUGAACAUGCUAUAGAGUGGUGCAUCCGAAGUGGUCAAGUGAGGAAUUUAGAAUCUGCAAAAGUUUCAAUGCCCAGUCAGAUUUUGAACGUUCAAACUGGUAAAUUAGCUAUAAAUGAAGUGGAUACAUACAAAAAAGAAGAUAACCCUCGGGCACCGGAGCCCACACGUCACGGACCUCAUGCUAAUUGCAUCACCGAGGAGAGUGAUGAAGAAAGUGAUACAAGCGAAGCCAGUGAAGCUAAACUAGCUAGGACUGACUCGGAGAGUGAAGACACAAAACUUACUAGAACUAAUUCGACUAACUCGGAGAAUGAAGAUAAUACAAAGUUGCCUAGACUGGACUCGACAAGUGAUGAUGCAGAAGCUAGUAAUGCUAAGCUGGCUAGGUCAGAUUCUACGGAGAAGGAUCAAACUGGUACAUUUGCUGUACCUAAUGCUGUUGGUGAUGGUGCUUCUAUGAAAUACAAAUGGCGUAUCGAGUUGUCUCGCACAGAGAGUCACUGGGAGGGUUGGUUCGGAGGACUGUCCUCCGCCUUCCUGCACACCCGCGCGCCUCGUCUGCUGCUCCUCGCCUCUGUUGAUGGACUGGACAGGGAACUGACUGUCGGACAGAUGCAGGGCAAAUUCCAAAUGCAAGUUCUGACAAGAUGUGGUCAUGCUGUACACGAGGACACGCCCGGAGAGGUUGCAAGAGUGGUGGCAUCUUUCAUCCUACGUCACCGACUGACCACAGCCACUGAGAAUGGUGAACAUAUGCAUCUGGUCUCCGCACCAGGAUGUUGAAUUAAAAAAAUAACUAUAUUCCACAGUAUUUUAUGCUUCAUGUACAUGUCGUAUGAAAUAAACAAUUAAAAUUACAUUUUAAUAGAAAAUGAGCGAAAAUUGUAGAAAAUUAAACAUGUCCGGUAAAGGUACGCGUGCAUUGUACCGCGCCGGACGCACCGGACGCACGGCACGCAUCGGAUUUCAUUGCUUUGUAUGAGUACAUCAUGAGUAAGGCCGGUAACGCAUCAGCGGUUCCUCUGGUAUAGCUGAUGACCAUGUGCGUCGUUGAACACCUCGGUGUUCCCGCUGCGAGUUUGCUGACUUUUGUUAUAAAUAAAAAAAAACAUAGCGCCGUCUGUAUCGAAAGACGGCAUUUAUCAACAAGCAAUUUAUAGAGAAAGGAAAAGCACAUGCGAUAAUUUAGAAAAAUUUGAAAAAAAAGAAUGAAAAUUAAAAUAAAUAAAGGGAAAUAACAAAUAACAAAGUGAUCCUAUAAAGGUUCCGUUUUCUUUUCGACGUACGGAACCCUAAAAAUAAGAAAAACAUAAAAUAUUUAAAGAUAAAAGUCUGUAGAGGUUCGUUUGUACCGGCAACACAAUCUUUAUAAUCCGUACGUGCGGUGCGUCCGGCGCGGGACAAUGUACACGUACCUUAAAAGGCAACUCUGCAGAUGUCUAUGGCUAGAGAUUACUUCGCUAUGUUAGUGAUUUGAUUGUUUA
This is a messenger RNA of Papilio xuthus (Asian swallowtail), 2228 nucleotides long. RefSeq names its product protein phosphatase methylesterase 1. The record is from RefSeq and is a predicted model, not a curated record. Lineage: Eukaryota; Metazoa; Arthropoda; Insecta; Lepidoptera; Papilionidae. Gene Ontology annotation, molecular function: protein methylesterase activity. Gene Ontology annotation, biological process: protein demethylation. The transcript has 10 exons. Bases 130 to 1527 code for a protein of 465 amino acids.